Penicillium subrubescens is the source of this 1758-nucleotide messenger RNA. RefSeq names its product Laccase abr2. The record is from RefSeq and is a predicted model, not a curated record. The coding region runs from base 1 to 1758 and encodes 585 amino acids. The transcript has 3 exons. Gene Ontology annotation, molecular function: copper ion binding; oxidoreductase activity. NCBI's taxonomy places the organism in Eukaryota, Fungi, Ascomycota, Eurotiomycetes, Eurotiales, Aspergillaceae.
AUGGGUAGCUUGCUGUUUUUGCUCUUAUGUUUCACGGAGUGGGCAUCCCCCGCUACUGUCUAUUUUGCGGUCAACCUGACCUGGGCCAACCAUACUGUCGCAGGGGUUCAGCGAGAGAUUAUCCUUACCAAUGGACAAUACCCUGGUCCUGAACUGCGAUUGAACCAGGGCGAUGAUGUCUACUUUGACGUGUAUAACGGCUGUCCAUUUAAUGCGACAGUACACUUCCACGGCAUUGAACAAAUCGGUACACCAUGGUCAGAUGGAGUUCCUGGCAUGUCCCAAACGCCCAUUGAAUCGUACAAUGACUUCCGUUACCACUGGAAAGCAGAUCAGUACGGUGCCUAUUUCUAUCAUGCACACCAUCGCGGCCAACUGGAAGAUGGCUUGUACGGGCCCAUCUACAUCACUCCAUCAAGUACCGUGAUAAAGCCAUUCAGUCUGAUAACGAGCGACAAUGUCGAGGUUCAAGCCAUGAUCGACGCGGAAGAAAAUACUUCACCGCUGCUGCUCUCGGACUGGCGUCUCUUAACCUCGGAACAAAUUUGGGAUGCUGAGGAGGCCUCUGGGGUUGAUGCAUUUUGUGCCAAUGCUCUACUGAUCAAUGGAAAGGGCUCAAUGACAUGCUUUUCGCAAGAUGAAAUCAAUGGCCUAACAACCCCAGCGCAGAAAGGCGCUCUGGGAAAUGAGACCCUUACUGAUAUCGCAUGCUUUCCUCCAACCGUUGCGCAAGGCGACUUCCCUCACAAUCCUAGCGCUCUCCUACCAACCAUGUUCUAUGGGUGCACACCUUCCCAGGGACCCCAACAAGUCAUCGAUGUGGACCCAGAUUGUCCAUAUAUCAGUUUGGAUCUUACCAGUGCUGCUGGUCUACUACAUCUCACAUUCUCCAUCGAUGAGCAUUUCAUGUGGGUAUACGCCAUUGACGGACACUACAUUGAGCCCGUCGAAGUCAACGCCAUCAAUAUCCCCAACGGAAACAGAUAUUCCGUUCUAGUCCCAGUGAACCAGACUCCAGGAGACUAUACAAUUCGCAUGGUCAGCGGUAGUAAUCAGCAGAUCCUUAAUACAACGGCCAUUCUACACUACGAAGAUUCAGACCAGCUCAAAAGGACUUCGAAUUCGUGGAUCACACUGACGGGUGGCAAUGCCACAGUAGAUACCGUCUUCCUCGAUGACACUUCAGUCGUGCCCUAUCCAGCCAUCGCCCCGUCCACCAAUGUCGCCGCCACAUAUUUCCUAACAAUCAGUCACUUUGGCGCAUCAUACCGCUGGACACUUGGAAACAGCAGUUUCGAUCUUGAACUCGAAGAAUCUCAGCCGCUACUCUUCAAUCAAACCACGAUUCCCAGUGACCUGAUCAUUCGUACUGAUAACAACACCUGGGUCGACUUAAUCAUCCAAGUCGAUUCACCCGCUCAGCCCGCUCAUCCAAUCCACAAACACUCAAACAAGCAUUUUGCUAUUGGACAGGGCCUGGGAACAUUUACAUGGUCAUCGGUCGCGGAGGCAGUGCAAUCUAUUCCAGGCUCAUUUAACCUAGUCAACCCCCCGAUCAAGGAUACCACUGCAACACCGGUUGCUGAUAGUGGCCCUGGGUGGCUGGCUAUCCGAUAUCAGGUCGUCAACCCGGGUGCAUUCUUGAUUCAUUGUCAUAUUCAGGUUCAUCAGAGUGGUGGAAUGUCAUUGGCCUUGUUGGACGGGGUGGAUGCGUGGCCCACUGUGCCGUCGAACUAUCUUAAUGAUUCAGGGUUCUGA